Cyclocybe aegerita is the source of this 3618-nucleotide messenger RNA. NCBI's taxonomy places the organism in Eukaryota, Fungi, Basidiomycota, Agaricomycetes, Agaricales, Hemipholiotaceae. The record is from the annotation of a GenBank genome assembly.
AUGGCGUAUCCCGUCCUUUGGCCGAGGAAACUUUUUUUCUACCCAAUAGGCAACACGUCGCCGGUUUGCUUCACUCAGGAACUUGCGCCUGAAGUGGAUGCGGAUAUUCUCCUCCUCGCUUGUGGAGAUCCGAGGAGCAUCCUGUAUACGAUUCAUGCCGACUUAGGCACUGAAUCCAGAAAGCUGGAUUUCACCUGUUGCGAUUGGGAGCCCGCUAUCUUAGCACGAAACAUCCUCCUGCUUACGAUGAUCGUAGACGGCGUGGAGGCGGGUCAUACGUGGCCAAUUUUCUACCAUUUUUUCCUGAACCAGGCAUCCUACGAUGUUUUGCUCGCACAGUGCCGAACCCUCGUCCAAUCAUCUACUGAUAUGGCGGCCUGGAAGGCGUCGAAGUACGGGAAAUGGCUUCAUUUCUGCGAUGACUCCUCCCUUGCCCAUGUCCGUAGGCAGUGGACACUCUAUCUGGAAACAGACGCACAGCCUCGAAAGGAAAAACAAAUUUUGAAGGCAUCCUUCACGGCCGGCAUGAAAUCAGUUCUGAAGACCCAUGCGAUAGUGUCCACGGCCGGCCCUGCAGCCGGACCCCUCAUCCAUACGUAUUUUGAGAACAAUUGUCCAAACAAAAUCAAGUCAUGUUCGGAGUUUUGGUCCACUGGUGUCACCGCCCCGACAUUGUUUAAGGAUUCCGUUAACCAACACGUCAACCCAACAUUUGUUUACUCGCUCUCUGGGAAGAAGUUCAAUGUCCACUACGGUACCGACCCCAUUCGUGCGUUCCAUUUGGCACCUGCAUUCGCUCCCCUCAAGGAUGGAAAAUCACUGUCCAACGUUACCCUCGCCACUCUUGUGGAGCUCGCCAUGGCGCAGUUCUCAAGCUGGUGCUCAUCCUUCAAAAAGCGAUUGUCAAGUGCGCAGCCAAAUAUCAACGUCAGGUUUGCCGUCGCCGAAUCCCGUUCAUUCGCGCAAGCAUUGCAAUAUUGCCGCGAUAUCAAGGUUACCAAGACAGGAGUUUACGUCUCGCCUUGGGGUGGGGCCCAAAUUAAUUUUGAUACCACCCUCUACGGAUCGUCUCCCACAGCCCCGAUGGUAUUCGACGUCAUCGACACCUCGAAUGUCACAGACCAUGCAGGCCUCCUUAACAUUUUGGUGGUCACAAUACCCCUUCUCAAGGGACAGCCUUCAUCCGUCCUCUACACCGACACACUGCUGCCGCACGAAGAUGGUCAAACUGUCCAGUCAGGACUCCUUGACAAGGCAUGUGCAGACAUCCCGACGUUAGCAUUGUUGCUGGGCAUUGCUCCCACUUCUCAUCUGUCCCAUUUCACCACCAACUCCAACAAACAUCAUCUACUUGCCGCCUCUGCAGGAUCUGAUAUCAGCCAAAUCCAUGAACCCAUAGCAUGGAAAAUACCCUGUUCUGUUGUUCCAGGUAUUCAACCCGCCAGUGAUGAGUUCAAGCCCUCCAUGAUAGCAUUUGCCGAACCGAGGAAGCUGGAGGAACUACUCUUAUCCAUAUACCUGCAAAUGUUCUCGGACGAAAAUCAAAUGGAGAAUAUGCGUAACAUAGGUAACAUGGCAAGUUAUCGCAAGCAGCAUCUGCUAUGCUACCUACGGGGCACCUUCGUCUUACUUCUCCGGUUGAUCAAAGCCAGAGUCGACGUAGGAUGGAACCAAAUCAUCUCUAAUUUUUGCCUCCUUGUCGGCAGGGACCGCACACUUCUAAUGGGGCUCCAUAGCUUCCAAGAGCUGAGCUGUCAACUUCAUCUCCAUGGCAUCCAUACGCAAGACGUCUUCACGUCGGCCUAUCUCGAAACGGUCAGAACACAAGCUGACCCAUUUCGGGAUUGGAAUAUUGUUCCGCCUGUUGUUUGUAUCGUCCUGAAAGUGCCACGUCGGAAUCUCAAAGUUGUAGAAGAUAUCGAUCCAGAUGCAAUUGGCGCUCCGCCUCUGCAAUGCGAAUCAUCCGCGUUGUCGUUCCAUAACAUUCAUCCCUCAAUCCAGCUAAUUUUUGGCGACAUUCUCGUCAGCUCAGGAGGGGAUCACUCGGAAAUCGCCAUUCAGGAAGAUUUAGCAGGAUGGGAGGGCGACUCUCCAUUGAUUGUUUCGUUCUACUUACCAUCCUGGAUCUUGACAGAUGACCCCAAGAACACCCAGAUAGGUCUUCACUUCCGAAACAUACCAGCAACAAUGGCUCUCAUACCCCAACUGGGCAUGAGGCUCGCCAUAUUCUCGACCAUGUUGACGGAUAAGAAGCAUGUCCAUGUCGUGCAUCAUCGACCCAAUAAUUCUGGCGAAUUCGCCCGACUUCGACACCAGCCAGUCAUACCUAUCCUUGAGAAAAGCAAGGCAGCUCCAGAAAAUAUUGUUCUCGGAUUCGGCCCUUCUGCGACAAAAAUGCAGACUCUCACACUCAGAGACAAGAUAACUGAUCCUAAAGCCAUGCAAUCGCUCUCAGACGGUGCGACUGUCACCACAACUCCAGUCGCAGAUUGUAGCGUCCUUGUCACUUUCCAGGGCUAUCAACGAGUUUUUGUUUUCCCGUUCCCUCUUGUUACCAGCCAAUGCAAGACGAGAAUUGCCAGAAAGUCUUCCUACAUUGAGAUCGAAUGCCCAAUCAGGGCUACGUUGGAGGAAUUCGCCGCAUGUUCACUCAACCCAUUCCCGGUCGUCCUUCAUGGUCAAACUCCAAACCUUCUCAACGUCCAUUAUCUUCACUUAGACAAGCUUCCCGCUCUACGACUCCCUCAGCCUGUGGACAAACUCCAAUGGCUAUCGGUCCAUCUCGCAAUGUCGAUGUCAGAUCGCGAAAGGCAACACAACUCUGCCACCAAGGUAGAAGAUCAGGAUCUCCUUGUCGGCCUCAGAUCGAGUAUCUGCACCUUCUUCAUCCAAUUUUCUGGAUUAGAGCCGUUGAAAGCCAGGCCCAGGUUCUUCGGCUUGCAUAAUCCUGAGACAGGAAAUGGCGUCUAUACGUACAUCUUCGUGAAUGACAUCAAACUUGACCUGUCUGCCAACACAUUGGUUGCAGAUGCUUGUGUCAUUCCAUUUACGAGGGAUCUGGUGUCGAGGCUAGCGCCUAUCCUUUAUGAAAUCGGACAAGACGACCUGCCCCAUAUACCUACUUAUGAUGAAGAGACAAAGGUCUGGAAGAAACUUCUCCCUGUUUUCGUAGAACGCUGCCGAACGUGGAAACACCGCUCAACCUGCGAAUAUCUUACUGAAGGCAUACCAGCGUCCUCGGAGCUCCCUGAGACUCCACUUUGCAGUUGCGGAAAGGGAAAGGAUCUCGGAGAGUUUGGGAAAAUUCCGAAGUGGAAAGCCCUCCAUCCUGAGGCGACUCGAGUGGCCAUCUGUCUAUUGUUCACCUUCUCGUUCAUGGAAGAGGCGAUUUCGAAGGUGCGAGCGAACCUUGAGCCUUCAGACGCGGCAAACAAGAGGGCUAGCCCAUCAUCAGCGAGGUCAAUUUCGCCUGCGUGUGCCAACUGUGGCGGACCAGGAAAGCCUUCGCUCCUGACUUGCGGUCGCUGCAAAGACGCGCAAUACUGCUCUGCAACUUGCCAAAAGGCCCAUUGGAAAGCCCACAAACCUAAAUGCCGCGUCGCUGCAGCUAGAACUUGA